GCGCCGUUCUCUGCCACCGGCCGUUGUCAGGGCGGGGGGGCGGGGCUAGGCUCGACAGCGCUUCCGGCCGCCGCCCGGAGGCCGUGGGGUGAGGAGCGGCGCGGCAGGGCCCGGCCCGGCCCGCUCCGCCGGCGGGGCUGCGCGCUUUUUGCAGUGAGAAGAAAGAUGGAAAGUAAUGCAGUUUUACUGGAAUCCAAGUCCUCUCCUAUCAACCUUCUGAAUGAAAUGCAUCAGCUGCGUCUCCUGGGCCACCUCUGCGACGUGACUGUCAGUGUGGAGUAUCAAGGUGUUAGGGCAGAGUUUGUUGCUCACAAGGCUGUAUUGGCAGCAACAAGCAAAUUUUUCAAGGAGGUUUUCCUUAAUGAGAAGGGCAUGGAUGGCCCAAGGACCAACGUGUUCUUGAAUGAGGUCCAGGUUGCUGAUUUUGCGUCAUUUCUUGAGUUUGUCUACACUGCUAAGGUAGAAGUGGAAGAAGACAGAGUGCAGCGCAUGCUAGAAAUAGCCGAAAAGCUGAAGUGCUUGGACCUCUCGGAAACCUGCUUUCAGUUAAAGAAGCAGAUGCUUGAAUCAGUGCUGUUGGAGUUGCAAAACUUCUCUGAAUCCCAGAACUCCGAGGAAGAGAGCUCUACCCAGCCAAGCAUUUUGCUUGAGUCCAAUGCAGCUGCUGUGGCAGAGGCUGACCAGGCAGACUGUCCUCUGGAUCCUCCAGAUUCCCCAGCAGACAGGCCCGGCAAUAGGGUGUCUCCUGAGAUGCCGGCUACCAAACCAAAAGAGAAAACGGACAAAAAGAAGGAAAUGAUGAAGCCUCCUUAUACCAAAAUCAGAAGGGCAAGUGGGAGACUGGCUGGAAGGAAAGUAUUUGUGGAAAUCCCAAAGAAGAAAUACACGAGGCGGCUGAGAGAGCAGCAGAAGAAUGAAGAGGUUGCUGUUGAAGAAAACAGAUAUCCUCAAGACCAGGAUAUGUGUGAUAUGGAGAGGGAGGAGGAGCAAGCAGAGAAUGACAUCAAACCAGAAAGUGAAGAAUGCGAUGGCAACUUUGAAUCAGAAGAAAACCUGAAAAAAUCCGAAGAGGAUAAAAAGAAACGAGGCAGUAACUUCAAGUGCAGCACAUGCGAGAAGGAAUUCCUGUAUGAGAAAAGUUUUCUCAAGCACAUAAAGCACAGCCAUGGCAUUGCAGCCGAAAUCGUUUAUCGGUGUGAAACCUGCAGUCAGACCUUUGCCAACCGGUGCAACCUAAAAAGCCAUCAGCGCCAUGUCCACAGCAGCGAGCGCCACUUCCCUUGUGAGCUCUGCGGUAAGAAGUUCAAGAGGAAGAAGGACGUCAAGAGGCACAUUCUCCAGGUUCAUGAGGGUGGUGGGGAGCGUCAUCAGUGCCAACAGUGUGGAAAGGGGUUGAGCUCCAAAACUGCCUUGAGGCUCCAUGAAAGGACGCAUACAGGCGACAAGCCUUAUGGGUGCACAGAGUGUGAGGCUAAAUUUUCUCAGCCUUCUGCACUUAAAACACACAUGAGAAUCCAUACUGGUGAAAAACCUUUUGUCUGUGAUGAAUGUGGUGCCAGGUUCACUCAGAAUCACAUGCUUAUAUAUCACAAACGAUGUCACACAGGGGAAAGGCCUUUUAUGUGUGAAACGUGCGGGAAGAGCUUUGCCUCUAAGGAGUACUUGAAACACCAUAACAGAAUCCAUACUGGAUCCAAACCGUUCAAAUGCGAAGUUUGCUUCAGAACGUUUGCACAGAGGAACUCGCUCUACCAGCAUAUAAAAGUUCACACAGGUGAACGACCCUAUUGCUGUGACCAGUGUGGUAAGCAGUUCACGCAGCUGAACGCGCUGCAGCGGCACCAUCGAAUACACACCGGGGAGAAGCCAUUCAUGUGCAACGCCUGUGGGCGAACUUUCACCGACAAGUCCACCCUCCGACGGCACACUUCGAUACAUGAUAAAAACACACCCUGGAAGUCCUUCCUUGUCAUUGUUGAAGGAGCAUCUAAGAACGACGAAGGUCACAAAACAGAGCUCCCUGAUGAAGAAUAUGAUGUCUCACCUAAAAUACCAGAGAAGCUGCUGUCUUUCUCUGAAAAUGGCCACUAUCAAAACUUGACUGCUGUCCCGGGGAGUGUGACUGCACUGCAUGACAACGGUUCUGCCACAGGAACAGACUGUAAGUCAGAUGGGACUCCGGGACCCCAGGAAGCCCUUAUAGCUACCACUUUAAGUGAGCUGACAGUGCUGCACACACAGACAGACUCUAUUCAGCCACAGCUUCACGCUUUGGUGAAUAUGGAAUAAUUGGGUAUUUACAAGUCCGGUUUAAGCUGCACCCUUUGUAUAGUUAUUUGACUUUGCCAAUAACCUGCUGAGGGAAUUAGGAGAAGCUAUAACAAGGAAGCAGGGCUAGAUAUUAAAGACGUGCACUGGAUUUCCAGAAUUUCCUCGAAAAAUUCAUAUCCACCUCCAAUGUGUACAGCUCCAUCUCCUGAUGGUAGGGCAGAGUAACACCACAACAGGGUGGUAGAGGAGGCAGAAGUCCUAGUAAGUUUAUUCCCUGCGAAUAAAAGGGUGUAGUUCAGCCUGUUUGCUCUGGCUGGCCUGCAGUGAAAGUAAGUACCUACAUUCAGAUAGGUUAUAAAGAAGGUGCGAGUUUGAUUUGCAGUUGAUUUGGUGACACACUGUACAAUCAAGAGAAAUGAUGUUGUGUUUCUCGGCCUAGUAGCUUAGUGAAACUAAUUGCGUUUUCCCUAGUGGAAAUUCAUACACUAAAAAAAUAUUACUAACUUGCUUUUCAGGAAAUGUUGGUUUCUCUCUGCUUUUGCCAAAGAUCCAAGCAGUGAGCCACCUCACUCCUUGGGAAUAUAAGUGGGAGCAAGCUUUGGAAAGAUCAGGAGUUUCAUUCCAGGAGUUUUCACGGAAUUUUUCAGAGUUGGAAGGGACCUCUAGAGAUCAUCUAGUCCAACUCCCCUGCUAAAGCAGGAUUGCCCAGAGCACAUUACUCGGGACUGCAUCCAGGCGGGUCUUGAAAGUCUCCAGAGAAGGGGACUCCACAACCUCCCUGGGCAGCCUGUUCCAGUGCUCCGUCACCCUCACCGUAAAGAAGUUUUUUCUCAUAUUUGAUUGGAACUUCCUGUGUUCCAGCUUGUGCCCAUUACCCUCGUCCUGUUACUGGGAACCACUGAAAAGAGUCUGGCUCCAUCCUCCUUUAGAUACUUGUAAACAUUAAUAAGGUCCCCCCUCAGCCUUCUCUUCUCCAGACUAAAGAGUCCCAGCUCUCUCAGCCUUUCCUCAUGAGGGAGAUGCUCCAGUCCCUCAAUCAUCUUUGUGUCCCUACGCUGGACUCUCUCCAGUAGUCCCUUGUCUCUCUUGAACUGGGGAGCCCAGAACUGGACACAGUAUUCCAGUUGUGGCCUCACCAGUGCAGAGCAGAGGGGGAGGAUGACCUCCCUCGACCUGCUGGCCACACUCUUCCCUAUGCAGCCCAGAAUUCCGUUGGCCUUCUUGGCAACAAGGGCACAUUGCUGGCUCACGGAUAAUUUACUGUCUACCGAGACCCCAGGAUCCUUUUCUUCAGAGCUGCUUUCCAGCAGGUCCACCCCUAACCUCUACUGGUGCCUGACAUUCUUCCUUCCCAGGUGCAGGACCCUACACUUGUCCUUGCUGAACCUCAUUAGGUUCUUCUCUGCCCAGCUCUCCAGCCUGUCUAGGUCACGCUGGAUGGCAGCACGGCCCUCUGGGGUGUCAGCCGCCCCCCCCAGUUUGGUAUCGUCAGCGACCUUGCUGAGCAUACACUCUGUCCCCUCGUCCAGGUCACCGAUGAAUACGUUAAACAAUACUGGUCCAAGUAUUGACCCCUGGGGGACACCACUGGUUACAGGCCUCCCACUCGACCCUGCUCCAUUAAUCACAACCCUCUGAGUCCUGUUGCGAAAGGGGCAAGAUUCUCUAGUUGCAAAAGGGGCAAGUAGGAGCCGAGAGCUCUAUCCGUACAGGUGGUGGUGUUAUUUUUUACAUUUCAGCAAAACCUGGUGCAGUUUGACACUCGUAUUCAGUCUUCAUCUUCUAGCUGCUCCAGCUUAACGUAGAGCUUGGCAAUUAAGAGACCAAAACCUCUCUUGGACAAAUGUCUAUGAAAAGUAGUACUUCAGCUAUGCUGGAAAAGCUAGCGUAGAAAGACAGCUUAUUGCCAUUUUCCUCUUAACUUCUAUCUAUCUAAGCUGUUUUCUGCUGGUCCAUGUAGGUCAGCGAUGCUCUUUUCUCCACCGUAACUCAAACACCGCUGUUGCUCCGAACUGCGUGCUUACUUUUAAAUUAAAUAAUACUCUGGUGGGAAAAGUUAAUUACUGCUUUGCUGUCAAGUUGCUCCAGCUAAUUCCACCAGUAGCGCGAGAGUCUCUGCAGGUAAAUUCAGUUACAAACAGGAGGCAGUCAGUCAUUAUGGCUAAUGGCAUAAAAAGAUGCGAAUAAGUGAAAAAUGUACUGGACUAUUCAAGGGAUUUAGGCCUUUAGGUGAAUAUUUUGUAAGACUGUGUUGGAAUCUGCAUGGCAGUUUUAGGCUGGUGUCUGUUUAACUUUCCUCAGUGAGGUGUUAAGUGGCAGGCCUUAAGAACACAAGUGAUGAAUAAACUUACAGUUCAAAGGUU
Messenger RNA from Chroicocephalus ridibundus (black-headed gull), 4634 nucleotides. It is a transcript of the gene GZF1, whose product is annotated as GDNF inducible zinc finger protein 1. The transcript is spliced from 6 exons. Gene Ontology annotation, cellular component: nucleus. The coding region runs from base 166 to 2289 and encodes 707 amino acids. Lineage: Eukaryota; Metazoa; Chordata; Aves; Charadriiformes; Laridae. The record is from RefSeq and is a predicted model, not a curated record. Gene Ontology annotation, biological process: regulation of transcription by RNA polymerase II. Gene Ontology annotation, molecular function: protein binding; DNA-binding transcription factor activity, RNA polymerase II-specific.